This is a messenger RNA of Colletotrichum navitas, 442 nucleotides long. RefSeq names its product biotrophy-associated secreted protein 3. The record is from RefSeq and is a predicted model, not a curated record. Bases 98 to 442 code for a protein of 114 amino acids. NCBI's taxonomy places the organism in Eukaryota, Fungi, Ascomycota, Sordariomycetes, Glomerellales, Glomerellaceae. The transcript has 3 exons.
CAACAACAUCACCAAUCAUUCCAAUUCUCUUCACUCUUAUUUACAUUUUAAAUCCAACGCUUCCUUUUUCAACUCCAAUACCCAAUCUACCGCCACAAUGCAGUUCACCAACAUCCUCUUUGCUCUCCUCCCGGUGCUGGCCACCGCUCAAAGCACCGCUUCUCAAAGCACCGCUGCUCAAAGCACCGCUCCUCCAACCACCCCUAAGAACCCGGUUUCUAACGACUUGUGUCCCGCCGUUUUCCGCACUGCCUGCCCUCAGAGCAGUGACGGCGUUCAGCGUUGCCUCGUGCUCAACAAUGCAUCUCUUUGUGUGAUUGACUGCGAGUCGCAGUCUGCCUGCCGCGCUCAGUGCCAGAAGCAGGGCCAGGUCAACGGCUUCUGCACUACCGGGGACAACCCUUGCGUCUGCAGCAAUGUCGACGGCGGCAGCAAUGCCUAA